CGCCAUUGCCUGCUCCUCGCGUUUUUCUUCAGCUGCUUCGUCUCGUGGUGCUCCGCCAUCGCUGCUUAAACUCUCGUUGUUUAGCCUCUGGCUGUUCUUGGCUGGCUGGUUUAGUUUUCUAGAGUCUUUGAGGCGAUACCGAAAGUAUUAUAUAUAUAUAUAUAUAUAUAUAUUUGUGUGUGUGUGUUUAUUUAUUAUUACGGAGUAAGAGGAGGAGGCGGAGGAGGAGUGUGAGGAGAGGAGAUGAGGUGAGAUGAGAUGAGAGUUUUUUACGGUGAGAGAGGAUUGCGCUGCGGUUGAUGGCAGGACCCGGCGUUGCGGACCUGUGGUUGGAGGGUUGUUGUUGAGAGUGUUGUGUCAGGGUGCGAGUAGUAGUUUGGGGGAUUUUUUGUUGGUGGAGUGUGGUGGAGGAGUGGGGAGGCGGGGAAGACCGUAGACGCGAUGGAAAGUUUCACGAGUUACUUCAUGGGGAAGACAAAGGAGCCUGAGGGGAAGAUUGAAUUUUGGAAUAACCCAGAACGGUCUGGUUGGCUAAUGAAACAGGGAGAGUUUAUAAAAACAUGGCGCAGGAGAUGGUUUGUCUUGAAGCAAGGUCGCAUUUUCUGGUUCAAAGAGCAACAGCUAACCCCUUAUUCGAAACCAAGAGGAGUCAUUCCAGUUGGAGGCUGUUUGACGGUUAAAGGUGCUGAGGAUGUGCUUAAUAAACAGUUCGCAUUUGAGCUCUCUACCAACAGGGAUACAAUGUAUUUUAUUGCAGACACAGACAAGGAAAAAGAGGAUUGGAUUAAUGCUAUUGGCCGAUCCAUUGUCCGUCAUUCCAGGUCGGUGACAGAUGACGAGGUUUUGGACUAUGACAGCAAGCGCGCUUCAUAGGAGUUGAUCUUAGGCAUUUUCUCCCAGGAUUUGCUCGAGGUAUUGGAUGCGAGUUCCUUAUAAGCAAUACUUUUGGUGUUUGAAAUUGGAAGCCAGUAGCUGUCAAGGCUCACCACAGUCCAGCAUAGGGACCUAUAGUUUAUUGUAAGAAAAUUGUUGUUACUUCUUUUGAAAAGGUUUAAAUGACUGCUUCUCAGGGUGUCCUAAUAACUUGUAAUACAUACAAAAAAUAUUCUUUCUGAAACUUCAGCAUGUUUGGAGUUGAAA
Molecule: messenger RNA, 1140 nt
Organism: Physcomitrium patens
Lineage: Eukaryota; Viridiplantae; Streptophyta; Bryopsida; Funariales; Funariaceae
Product: pleckstrin homology domain-containing protein 1
Source: RefSeq, a predicted model, not a curated record